Molecule: messenger RNA, 242 nt
Organism: Aspergillus glaucus CBS 516.65
Lineage: Eukaryota; Fungi; Ascomycota; Eurotiomycetes; Eurotiales; Aspergillaceae
Exons: 3
Coding region: 8-187 (59 amino acids)
Biological process (GO): mitochondrial respiratory chain complex I assembly
Cellular component (GO): mitochondrion
Source: RefSeq, a predicted model, not a curated record
CGCAACGAUGACCUCCCGGACAAGACCUAUUGAUAAGUUCGCUAAGGCUACGGCCAAGUGCUCUGUUGAGGCGGCGGCAUAUGGCAAGUGCAUUCUUGCCGACUAUACCUCCGUGCACAAGGACAUGUGUGCCAAAGAGUUCUUGAAGCUGAAGGACUGUUAUUUGGCAGCGUCGAAAAAGAGCUGAGAGCUGGCAAGGGCUGUAUAUAUUGAGCUACGAAUUUAUCAUCAUAUGCUACGCU